GGGGCGGCAGGAUGACGGCGAACGGGACGGCGGAGCCGGUGCAGAUCCAGUUCGGGCUCAUCAACUGCAGCAACAAGUACCUGACGGCGGAGGCCUUCGGCUUCAAGGUGAACGCCUCGGCCGCCAGCAUGAAGAAGAAGCAGAUCUGGACGCUGGAGCAGGACGGGGAGGACUCCAGCGCCGUGCUGCUCAAGAGCCACCUGGGCCGGUACCUGGCAGCCGACAAGGACGGCCGAGUGAGCUGCGACAGCGAAGAGCCGGGUCCCGACUGUCGCUUCUUGGUGGUGGCUCACGGCGACGGGCGCUGGUCGCUGCAGUCCGAGCCCCACCGCCGCUUCUUCGGCGGCACCGAGGACCGGCUCUCCUGCUUCGCCCCCGCCGUCUCGGCGACCGAGAAAUGGAGCGUCCACCUGGCCAUGCAUCCCCAGGCCAACCUCUACAGCCUGGCCCGCAAGCGCUACGCCCACCUGGGACCUCGCCGCGAUGAGCUGGCCGUGGACCGCGACGUGCCGUGGGGCGUGGACGCCCUCAUCACCCUCCUCUUCGUGGAGCAGCGUUACAGCCUGCAGAGCUGCGACCACCGCCUCCUGCGCUGCGACGGCCGCCUGGUCCCCGCCGCCGAGCCCGGCACCGCCUUCACCCUCGAGUUUCGCUGCGGGAAGGUGGCCUUUCGCGACGGGGAGGGCCGCUACCUCGCCCCCUCGGGACCCAGCGGCACCCUCAAGGCGGGCAAGAGCUCCAAGGUGGGCAAGGAUGAGCUCUUCGCCCUCGAGCAGAGCUGCCCGCAGGUCGUGCUCCGAGCCGGCAACGACAGGAACGUCUCCACCCGGCAAGGGAUGGACCUCUCAGCCAACCAAGACGAGGAGGGUGACCAGGAGACCUACCAGCUGGAGAUCAACAAGGACACCAAGAAAUGCGCCUUCAGGACCUACACUGGGAAGUACUGGACCCUCACCUCCAACGGGGGCAUCCAGUCCACCGCCUCCACAAAGAACGCGAGCUGCUAUUUCGACAUCGAGUGGUGCGACAAGCGCAUCACCCUGAAAGCUGCCAACGGCAAGUACGUGACGGCAAAGAAGAACGGGCAGCUGGCGGCCUCCAUGGAGACGGCGGGUGAGACAGAGCAUUUCGUGAUGAAGCUGAUCAACAGGCCCAUCAUCGUCCUCCGUGGCGAGCACGGCUUCAUCGGGUGCCGGAAGGUGACCGGCACCCUGGACUCCAACCGCUCCUCCUACGACGUCUUCCAGCUGGAGUUCAACGACGGAGCCUACAACAUCAAGGAUGCCACUGGGAAGUACUGGAUGGUGGGGAGCGAGUCAUCCGUCACCAGCAGCAGCGACACCCCCGUGGACUUCUUUUUUGAGUUCUGCGACUAUAACAAAGUGGCUAUCAAAAUCAAUGGCAAAUACCUGAAGGGCGACCAUGCCGGGGUCCUCAAGGCAUCUGCCGACGCCAUUGAUGCCUCCACCCUCUGGGAAUAUUAAUGCACUUUAGCGUACCUCCCAUUGCCAACUUUUCUUCCCCCUCCUCUGUCCUUUUUUUCUUUUGGGUUUUGUUUCUCCUCUUUAAAAGGAUUUUCAGACUGGCUUGCCCUUCCCUCCCACCGUAGAGUUGGUGCGUUAUGUGGGAGGUGGGUCUCCAUAAACUGGAAAAGUGAUGGGGCAGCCUGCCUAUAGCUUUGUAGAGGGGUCUGUCUCCCUCCCCCCCCCCGCCUCCCUCCAGGUUUGCUGGGCUUGGAAACUGCCGUACCCUCCUCCCGGCCCCGAGCAUCACCUUAGGUAGUUUAUUUUCCUCUCCUCGAUUGAAAAAAGGGAAUAAGAUCACCUUUGUGCUCGCUUCUGCCAUAUCAGCACUGGUGCCACCUCAGUCUGUGCUGCCAGUGUCCCCCGGAGCACCCGUCCCAUCCCGCCCCACUCCAGCCAGGGGCAGAGCGACGGUGCUGGGCUCAGCCAGCUCCUCCCAGCUGCCCCCGGCAUCUUCUCUCCGCUCCUGGCUUUCGGGGCAGGAUGCAUCCCCAGCUGAGCCGUAAGUGGUGACCUUACACAUCACAGCAUCCCCAGGGAUAGGGCUGGUGUGUGCCAGCAUGCGUCCCCGUGGAAGGGCCAGCGAGCUGACCUCUUCCCCGCCCCAGUGCACCUGGAAAUGAUUUUUUUUAGGGUGAUCCCGUCUGGAAAGCCUCAGCCUUUCAUCUCGUGGAGCCCUCGCGCUCCUUGUGUCCCUCUGCCCCUCCUUGUGCUUCUGGCUCUGGAGGAGCAGCGUAGAUCCCAAUGGUGGGUCCAGCCUGGCAGGCGCCUGCCCUGAGGCUGGUCCUGCUGCUGUGCCUGGGAGGGGAUGGAG
Molecule: messenger RNA, 2337 nt
Organism: Gymnogyps californianus (California condor)
Lineage: Eukaryota; Metazoa; Chordata; Aves; Accipitriformes; Cathartidae
Gene: FSCN1
Product: fascin actin-bundling protein 1
Exons: 5
Coding region: 12-1484 (490 amino acids)
Biological process (GO): actin filament bundle assembly; cell migration; establishment or maintenance of cell polarity
Cellular component (GO): actin cytoskeleton; cell projection membrane; cytoplasm
Molecular function (GO): protein-macromolecule adaptor activity; actin filament binding
Source: RefSeq, a predicted model, not a curated record